ACUGGCCACUAUAGGACAGCAAUGGAAAGCUUAAAUAUUCAAGUUCAAAAUUCUGGCGCCAACUUAGAAAACGUGGAUACGUAUUCUAACUUUAGUGACGGCUUACCAUCACCCCAAAUCGCCAGUCCUUCACGUCAGGGCAGACUCUUGAAACCCAAACCCAACAUGACUUGCCGGCGAAAGCGCGAGUUUAUCUCGGAUGAGAAAAAGGAUGCCUCAUACUGGGAAAAGCGGCGUAAAAACAAUGAGGCAGCUAAACGCUCCCGAGAAAAGCGCAGACUUAAUGACAUGGUGCUGGAGAACAGAGUGAUUGCUCUUAAUGAGGAGAAUGUGCGGCUGAAAACUGAGCUCCUGCAGCUGAAACUGAGGUUUGGACUCAUCAGUGCUGCCUCUUACAUGGAGAAGAGUCAACAGAUCAGCAGUGGGACUGGAGGUGGAGGCAGCUCUGGUGCUAAUGGUGGCACUCCCUCUGGAAACAACUAUUUCUCCAGUAGUGGAUACUCCAGUGCCUCACAAGUAAUGGUGAACUCUGAUUCUUCCGAGGCUGAGCAGUCAAGUCGGGGAGAACGGCACACGCCCCUGCCCAAAUACUCCCCACGAGGAUCCUUGUCUGACAUGUCAGACGGGUCCUCCCGUGACAGCCCUGAACCUAUGAACUAUGAGAUCAAACACGAGAGUUCAGGCAUGGACAUCAGCAGACUUGAGGCCAGUGUUCUCAGUGGCAUGUUCAACAGCCAUCACAGUCUUGGAUCCAUGAAUUCACACCGCCCACAAGAGGUAGAGCAGCAGGAAGGUGCUGGCAACCCCGUUCCUCCAUCUGCCACACCCCAGAGAAGUGUCAUCCUCUACCGUUCUGGCAGCAGUUCCUUCCCCAUUGAGAGCCAGAGGGCUGAAGCCAUGGAUCAACACCCAGUGUCUCAGUCACAGCAGUGUAGAUCUGUGUCUCACAUGACUCAAGCAGGAGUCAGUCUAUUGUCACCAGCAGACGGUUUAGAGACUAUUGCAGAGGUGGCUCAGCAACUUGCGAGGAAGUCUUUAAACUCACCAACUUAUGAGUAUGCCAAUGGUCACAGUGAAGCUGAAGAGAGUAAAAAAUUGAUAAAUCUUCACCAUCAAGAGCACAAUGCUCAAGGGCACUGCGACAACCAGUGUGAAGAACCUCCAAACAGCUGUACCCAAAAUUCUUUUGCUCCCAAUCUCCUCCCAGGUGAGGCUGAAAAGGCUCAUUUAUAUCAACGCCAACCCUCCUACCUCAGUUCUCUGGAUGAAGACCCUCCCGUGUUAACCUAUGAGGGUGGCCCUAGAGCAGAGGGUUUUUACCAAGAGCACUCCUCUUCAGGCAAAGACACCUCCUCCAGUGAUGGUGAUCCUAGAAGUUCAGACAAAGAGGCCUCCACUGAUGACGAAUCUCCCUCGUCGUCCUCCUCCGAGACUGGUGGUUACCAGUGCUUGUCUGGAGCUCACCAAUCAGCAUCCUCACCCCCUGUGCCCACCACUGCUGCAUGCCAAAGUGGAGAGAAUCAGACAGAGGUGAAAGCUACAGCGUUGCCUCAUAAGCUACGACUAAAGUACAGGGCACUGUCUAAUGGUGGAACCCAAGGGGAUCACCCCUACACUGCGGCCAUGACUUCAUCGCCCAAUGCUCCACUGCCUCAGCACCCUUACCUGGCCCUUGCCCAUGGCAACCAGCAACUAGGGCACAGUGAGGGAAGCAAAGAGGGAGAGAGUGAGACAUCAGAUGGACUUUCGAAACAGCAAUGUCAGUCCAAAGAUGAUGAGGAGCUCAAAAAGGAGAGUGGAAAAAAGGGUUCGAAUGGGCGGAGUAACAGAAACAAGAAGCGUGAUUGA
This is a messenger RNA of Chanos chanos (milkfish), 1848 nucleotides long. RefSeq names its product nuclear factor, interleukin 3 regulated, member 5 (gene nfil3-5). The record is from RefSeq and is a predicted model, not a curated record. Gene Ontology annotation, biological process: circadian rhythm; regulation of DNA-templated transcription. The transcript has a single exon. Bases 22 to 1848 code for a protein of 608 amino acids. Lineage: Eukaryota; Metazoa; Chordata; Actinopteri; Gonorynchiformes; Chanidae. Gene Ontology annotation, molecular function: DNA-binding transcription factor activity; DNA binding. Gene Ontology annotation, cellular component: nucleus.